Messenger RNA from Symbiodinium necroappetens, 455 nucleotides. Lineage: Eukaryota; Dinophyceae; Suessiales; Symbiodiniaceae. The record is from the annotation of a GenBank genome assembly.
AUGGACGAACGUGCCAAGUCGAAAUUGUGGGACAGGUCGGAGCCCGUAGAUCGCUUCGACGUGUUCUUCUCCCACACCUGGAGGACACCCGGCCGAUGGAAGGUGCUUUCCCUCCUCUUCCAGUAUGGCUGGCCCUUCACGCUUACCUGCUGGGCUUGUGUGGCCUCUUUCGUCUUCUUCUUGGGAGCCUUCGGCUGGCUGCCGACGCCCUUGACUUUCCGCGCGGAUGUUCUGGGCUUCCAAAAAAUCUGCCCUUUCGCUCCGUGGGUCUAUCUCUCCGGAGUUUUCACAGCCCUGCUUGCGCUCUUCCUGUCGCCGUACUGGCUCUUCUUCUGCAACUCACCGAAGUGCUUCCUCGAUGUGGUCAGCAUCAACCAGGUGGAACCGGACCUCAUGGAGCGCGGCAUCUACGGCCUAGGUGGCUUUCUGAGUAUUUCGAACCAGCUGCGAGUGUU